AUUUAAAAUUAAAAGUGAAUAUAAGUUUGAAACGUUCAUUCACAUUAAGCAGAUAUCACAAAUCAAACCAAGAUGUUUUCUCUUAAGUUGAUGAGGCAUGUCUCUGCCGUAUCUCCGCUCAGCCAGCUGAAGUGGAAUUUGUGGAAUUGUGGCAUCAGGCGUGGCGUCAAGGUGGCCGUCAUUGGAGCUGCCGGUGGCAUUGGCCAGCCGCUGUCGCUGAUGCUGAAGCUGAAUCCGCUGGUCACGGAGCUGUCGCUGUACGACAAGGUCGACACGAAGGGCAUCGCCGCCGAUCUCUCGCACAUCUGCACGUCGAGCACCGUGCGCUCCUACUUCGGCAAGAAGCAGCUGAUCGGCGCACUGGAGUGCGCCUCGAUUGUCGUGGUGCCGGCCGGAAUGCCGCGCAAGCCGGGCAUGGAUCGCAGUGAGCUGCUGGACGCGAAUGCCAGUGUGGCGUCAAUUGUGGCGAAAGCCGUUAGCAACGCCUGUCCAACGGCGCUGCUGGCGUUCAUCACAAAUCCCGUCAACACCAUUGUGCCGAUUGUGGCGGAGGUGCUCAAGCAGGAGGAUGCGUACGAUCCGAAGCGUCUCUUCGGCGUGACCACUCUGGAUGUGGUGCGUGCCAAGACCUUCAUAGCCGAGCUGUUGGGCAUCGAUCCACAGGCUGUGAGCAUUCCGGUGAUUGGGGGUCAUGCCGGAAAGACGAUUCUGCCGCUGCUCUCGCAGUGCGACCCCAAACUGGAGCUCGACUCCGCCGAGAAGGCCAAGCUGGUUAGCCGCAUACAGGACGCGGGCACCGAGGUGGUCAAGGCAAAGGCGGGCAAGGGCUCCGCCACUCUGUCCAUGGCCUAUGCAGCCGCCCACUUCGUCAACUCUCUGCUGAGGGCCAUCAACCAUGAGGAGAAUAUCAUCGAGUGCGCCUACGUGCAGUCGGACCUCUCCGAGGCGGAGUUCUUCGCCUCGCCCGUGCUGCUGGGGCCCGAGGGCAUUGAAAAGAAUCUCGAUCUACCUGAAAUGGAUGAGGAGGAGGAGCAGCGCUUGGAGGAUAUGAUUGGACAGUUGAAUAAGGAAAUUGAAGACGGUGUCAAGCUUGUCGCCUGCUAAAAGCGGGUGCAAAUUCCAUAGAAAGUAGAGUUCAAAUAAACAUUAUCAUCAGUGCUCGUCA
Messenger RNA from Drosophila navojoa, 1165 nucleotides. RefSeq names its product malate dehydrogenase, mitochondrial. Gene Ontology annotation, biological process: malate metabolic process; tricarboxylic acid cycle. Lineage: Eukaryota; Metazoa; Arthropoda; Insecta; Diptera; Drosophilidae. Gene Ontology annotation, cellular component: mitochondrion; cytoplasm. Gene Ontology annotation, molecular function: L-malate dehydrogenase (NAD+) activity. The record is from RefSeq and is a predicted model, not a curated record.